CACCCGAGACUUUGAAUAACUCCGAGGCCUUGAGAGAGUUCCUGAUAGCAUGGUGGAGUCUGCCCUUGAAUCUACUAAUGUGGAGACAACAACUAUCACUUCAGGGGCUAAGGAAGGCGAGGAAGACUUACUUACAAAUGCCACAAACAACACUGAUGGAGCGUCGCCGGAAUUCGCUAAAAUGGAAACGUCGACGGAGGCUCCAGACGCUGAACGGGACGAAGAGGAUAAGAACUUGGUGAACCUUUUGAGUCUGGUGCCAGGGAAACAAAGGCUUUUCUACAUGGGAAGCCUUGAGGAGUUGGAGGAGAUGGAUGCUGAAGAAGAUGCUGUGAGGUUUGCCAGAGUCCAUGAUGGGAGAUCGAGAAGCAAGAGGGAAGGUGAAGCUGGCGGAAAAGAUAAAUCGUCUGAACCACAAACACAAAAUCGGGAAAAUCGGGAAUAUUCUACAGCCGUCACAGAGGAUCAAAAGGCUAAGAAAAAGAGAUCAGCUGAAGAUUCUAAUGCAGUGGGGUAUAAGGGGAAAAAGUAUAUCAUAGUUAGGGACAAAAACAAUGAGAUACAGGUGGGAAAGGGAGAUCAGGAGGGUAAGAAAGAGACAUCAGCUAAAAGUUCUAAUGCCAUGGAGUAUAAGGGGAAGAAAUAUAUCAUAGUUACGGACAAGAACAGUAAGAAAGUGUCUGGAAAUGAAGAAAAAUUGCAUACCCAUUCAGAAGCGUCUCGAGAAAUGGAACACAUCACCAUUAACGAAGAGCAAGCCAUGGAUAACGAGGAGACCAAAAGAGAACCCAGUAUGGAAACGAGAGAAGAACAGACAUCGCGGAGAGUCAAACGAGUGAUUAACGACUAUGGGGGUGUAGGCGUCAACUAUGCACAUUACCUUCCGGACGCAACUAACGAAGAGGAGGAGGAUUAUGUGGCCUACGACCUUCCGCCAGAGGACAACCUUAACCUGACAGACCCGGAACGCAAUACCACAACAGAGAGCCACACCACAAUGGAGUACGCCAAGGAAAAUGAGACGGAAUGGGGAAUUAAAAUGAUUCUCCCCACUGUGCCAGCGCUCAAUAUAUCGACAACUGACAGGGGGGCAUACUGGGCAAAGCUUACGAGGGCGGUGACGGAAGAGGGAGAUGGUGAGACGCUCGAACCUGCUAUGGGGGUCGAAACUGUGACGGACUAUGAGGAUGCGGCUAACUCAUCAUCUGUGGAAAGUGAAGAUGGUGAAGAUGAGGAGUGUUUCAUUGUAGUGUGUGAAGAGGAGGUCAUCAACACCACUGAAACACCCACCACAGAAAUACCCACCACAACCACCAUCACAGACACCACAACACCCACACCCACCAUAACCACAUCACCAAUACCCACCACUGCAAUCACCACCACCCCCACCACCACAGCCGAGCCCACCACCGCCCACUCCUUCCUGGUUCAGCCGAUGCAAGACAACCCCGAGAGAUGGGUAUCGCGGCUGCCCCCCAAGUCCCAGGAACGUCUGAGGAAGUUGUGCUGGGAGACAAUGUUCGGGCAGGAGAUCAUCAAGCUGACAGUCAUGGAUUUGGUGGUGACGGUGGUGACGGUGGUGUUGACGGAGUACGUGCGGGCGGUGGUGGUGCGUCUCUUCAACUCGUGCUGCUGCUGGGACCUGGAGAAGCAGUUUCCGGGAUACGCUGACUUCAAGAUUGCCGAGAACAUCCUGCACCUUGUUAAUAAUCAGGGAUGUAUCUCUCUAUUAAUACUCUAA
Eriocheir sinensis (Chinese mitten crab) is the source of this 1744-nucleotide messenger RNA. Its product is annotated as proteoglycan 4-like. Gene Ontology annotation, molecular function: mechanosensitive monoatomic ion channel activity. The transcript has 4 exons. Bases 50 to 1744 code for a protein of 564 amino acids. Gene Ontology annotation, cellular component: plasma membrane. NCBI's taxonomy places the organism in Eukaryota, Metazoa, Arthropoda, Malacostraca, Decapoda, Varunidae. The record is from RefSeq and is a predicted model, not a curated record.